Messenger RNA from Hydra vulgaris (swiftwater hydra), 2205 nucleotides. Its product is annotated as transmembrane 9 superfamily member 3. Gene Ontology annotation, cellular component: membrane. Gene Ontology annotation, biological process: protein localization to membrane. NCBI's taxonomy places the organism in Eukaryota, Metazoa, Cnidaria, Hydrozoa, Anthoathecata, Hydridae. The record is from RefSeq and is a predicted model, not a curated record.
GGAUAAAAAAGAGUCUAUCCGAAGAAGAGUUACUCCACCAUGGCUCUUUCAAUCUUAUACCUUUAUUAUGCAUUUAAUUACUAUCGUCGUUUAUGAUUUAUGUGUUAUGUUCGAUCUCUUUAAAUAACACAAUCAUAGUUUAUUCCUGAAAAAUGAGCAGAUUUUUUGUUGUAUGUUUUGGAUUAAUGAUAUAUUUUUUUGCUCAUGUUAAAGGCGACGAACAUGAUUACAAGUAUGAAGAUGAUGAAGAAGUAAUUGUCUGGAUGAAUACAAUUGGGCCCUAUCAUAAUAGACAAGAAACAUAUGAAUAUUAUUCUCUCCCAUUUUGUAAGGGAACUAAAACAACUAUUAGUCACUAUCAUGAAACACUUGGAGAAGCAUUGCAAGGAGUUGAGCUUGAAUUCAGUGGACUUGAUGUAAAAUUUAAAAAUGAUGUUAUGCUUUCAAAGUUUUGCAGUGUAAAACUUAGUGAAUCAGACUAUCGUGCUUUUGAAUAUGCACUUCGCAAUCGCUAUUGGUAUCAAAUGUACAUAGAUGAUUUACCAGUUUGGGGUAUCUUGGGAGAAACUGGAGAAAAUCCUGAGGAACUUUUUAUUUGGACUCAUAAAAAGUUUGAUUUUGGUUACAACAAAAAUCAAAUUGUUGAAGUAAAUGUAACAAGCGAAAACAAGGUCCCUUUAAAGAAAGGAAUGGAACUCUCUUUUUCAUAUGAGGUACAUUGGCAUAAAUCUGAUAUAAGUUUUGAAGAUAGAUAUAAAAAGUAUUUGGAUCCAGGAUUUUUUCAACACAGAAUACACUGGUUUUCCAUUUUCAAUUCUUUUAUGAUGGUUAUUUUUUUGGUUGGUUUGGUCAGCAUGAUAUUAAUGCGUACUUUAAGAAAAGAUUAUGCUCGAUACAGCAAGGAAGAUGAUCUUGAUGAUAUGGAGCGUGAUUUGGGAGAUGAAUAUGGUUGGAAACAAGUACAUGGUGAUGUAUUUCGAGCUCCUGUAUUGCCUUCUUUAUUAUCUGCACUAAUUGGUACUGGUUAUCAUCUUGCUACUGUAACUAUUGUUGUCACAGUUUUUGUUAUCAUGGGAGAUUUAUAUACUGGUCGUGGAUCUAUAAUGACAACAAUCAUAUUUGUUUAUGCUGCUACUAGUCCAAUUAAUGGAUUUUUUGGAGGAGCUCUUUAUUCCAAAUUAGGUGGAAAAAAAUGGAUACGUCAGAUGUUUAUUGGAGCAUUCCUUCUUCCAGCAGUUGUUUGCUCUGCAACACUUAUGAUUAAUUUUGUUGCUAUUUAUUAUGGUGCAUCAAGGGCUAUACCUUUUGGAACUAUGGUAGCUAUUACAGCAAUUGUACUAUUUGUUAUUUUGCCACUUACUUUAGUUGGAACUGUUCUUGGUAGAAAUAUACAUGGUCAACCAAAUUAUCCAUGUCGUGUAAAUCCAGUUGUUCGUCCUAUCCCAGAGAAAAAAUGGUUUAUGGAACCUGGGGUUAUUAUAUUUUUAGGAGGAAUUCUUCCAUUUGGUUCUAUAUUUAUUGAAAUGUAUUUUAUAUUCACCUCUUUUUGGGCAUACAAAAUUUACUAUGUCUAUGGUUUUAUGUUAUUGGUCUUUUUUAUCUUGGCCAUUGUUACAGUAUGUGUCACAAUUGUAUGUUCUUAUUUUCUCCUUAAUGCUGAAGAUUAUAGAUGGCAAUGGACAAGCUUCUUAUCCGCUGCUUCAACAGCUCUUUAUGUUUAUUUUUAUUCGUUCUAUUAUUUCUUUUUCAAAACCAAAAUGUAUGGUUUCUUUCAAAUAGUCUUUUAUUUUGGUUAUAUGGGAUUGUUUAGUAUUGCCUUAGGUGUUAUGUGUGGUACAUUUGGAUAUGUCGGUACACGUUAUUUUGUAACCAAGAUCUAUUCCACCGUUAAAAUAGACUAAUUUAUUCCACCGUAUUUAUAUAGUCUUUGCAAAAUAAAGUUCUCAUCGAAAGAUUUUUACGUGUAAAAUUUGCUAGAACUUAAAAAGACUGGUGUAGAGUCUAAUAUAUUUUUGUAUAAUCCAAAUAGUCCAAACAGUACUGUUUAAUGUUUUAGUUUGAUGCCCUUAAGCUGAUUCAAAAUUAGAACAUAAAGGGUGUAUGUAUAAAAAGUUGGGAUUGGUGUCAAGUUAUUUAUAAGUUUUCAUUGUGUUCUAAAUUUUAUUUUGUAAUUUUAAUGUUAAAUAUGUGGCUAAUAUUUCUGUA